AUGACUACAGAUUCAGUUCCAGAAAAAUUUCAAGGUUUUGGUGUUGAUAAAGCUGAGAAUUGGGAUAAACCAAAAUUAGUUUCCUACGAACAUAAAAAAAUCAACCCAUAUGAUGUUGUGAUUAAAAAUGAAUGUUGUGGUGUUUGUUAUAGUGAUAUUCAUACUAUUCAAGGUAAUUGGGGUAAAUUAAAUAGAGAUGAUUUAGUUGUUGGACACGAAAUUGUUGGUAAAGUUGUCGCUGUUGGUGAUAAAGUCACUGAAUUCAAAGUUGGUCAAAGAGUUGGUACUGGUGCCAAUGCUUCAGCUUGUAGAAAAUGUAACAGAUGUAAAAAUGAUAAUGAACAAUAUUGUCCAGAAGCUGCUCCUACUUAUAAUGGACCAGAUGUUAGAUCUGAUGGUUAUAUAACUCAAGGUGGUUAUGCAUCUCAUUCCAUUGCCGAUGAACAAUUUGUUUUUGCUAUUCCAGAUGAAUUAGAAUCAAAAUUUGUUGCUUCACUUUGUAUGUAUUACUUGAAAAUUUGAUGCUACCGACUUGCAAAAUAUUUUUUUAAUGAAGCUAAUACUAACAAGAAACACCUCAGUAUGUGCGGGACUUACAGUCUGGCUGCCAAUCGUCAGAAAUUGUGGAUAUGAUGCAACUGGUAAAACCAUUGCUAUCAUUGGUUUAGGCGGACUUGGGCACUUGGCUGUACAAGAGAGUCAUGCUAUUGGUGCUAAAGUUGUUGUUUUCUCAACUACAGCUUCAAAAAGGGAAGAAGCUUUAAAAUUGGGAGCUGAUGAAUUUGUUGCAACAAAAGAGGAUAAAGAUUGGUACAAAACAUAUUUUGAUACUUUCGAUUUUAUCUUAAGUUGUGCUUCAGGUAUCGAAGGAUUAGACUUAGAACACUAUAUCUCAACUUUGAAGGUCAACAAGAAGUUUGUCUCAGUUGGUUUACCGCCUUCAGAUGAAAAAUUCAGUGUUUCACCAAAUUCUUUUGUUGCACAUGCGGCUUCAUUUGGUAGCUCCUUAUUAGGUAACAAAAAAGAAGUUUACAAGAUGUUAGAUUUAGCAGUUAAGAAAAAUGUCAGACCAUGGAUUGAAGAAGUUCCAAUCAGUGAAAAAUCCGUUCCUGAAACUUUAAAAAGAUUUGUUAAAGGUGAUGUUAGAUAUAGAUUUGUUUUAACUGACUUUGAUAAAUUCUUCGGUGAUCAAAAAGAUUAG
Insectozyma verbasci is the source of this 1201-nucleotide messenger RNA. NCBI's taxonomy places the organism in Eukaryota, Fungi, Ascomycota, Pichiomycetes, Serinales, Debaryomycetaceae. The record is from the annotation of a GenBank genome assembly.